Messenger RNA from Kwoniella botswanensis, 939 nucleotides. RefSeq lists its product as uncharacterized. Gene Ontology annotation, cellular component: cytosol. Gene Ontology annotation, molecular function: aldose reductase (NADPH) activity. The coding region runs from base 1 to 939 and encodes 312 amino acids. The transcript has 6 exons. The record is from RefSeq and is a predicted model, not a curated record. NCBI's taxonomy places the organism in Eukaryota, Fungi, Basidiomycota, Tremellomycetes, Tremellales, Cryptococcaceae.
AUGACCAUACCGACACCCCCAACUCACGUCACACUGCCUUCAGGCGAUCGUAUGCCUCUCGUUGGAUUGGGAUGCUGGCAGAGUGAACCUGAAGCACUGACCAAAGCCGUCGCUCACGCUAUCAAAGUGGGAUACAGACAUAUCGACGGAGCGACCAUCUACGGGAAUGAAAAGGCUCUCGGAGAGGGUAUCAAGCAAUCGGGUGUGAAUAGGAAAGAUUUAUGGGUAACUACAAAGUUAUGGAAUGAUGAUCAUCGUCCUGAAGACGUCAUCAAAGCUUGUAAAAGAUCUUUAGAAUCAUUGGGAUUGGACUACAUCGAUCUUUGGUUAAUGCAUUACCCUGCUGCUACCGAUACCAACCCGAACGAUUAUAAUGAUAUUAAAGUGUUGGAUAUACCUUAUACGGAGACUUGGAAAGCUAUGGAGGAGUGUGUGGAGAAGGGAUUGGUGAAAAACAUAGGUAUUUCAAAUUACUCAAAAAUCGAGCUGGAAAAUCUAUGGAAUAACUGCAGGAUCAAGCCUGCCGUUCAUCAAUUGGAAAGACAUCCUUAUCUACCUCAGAAUGCAUUUAUGAAGUAUCAUAAAGAGAUUGGUCUUCACGUCACUGCCUACAGUCCACUUGGAAAUACCAACCCCUCAUUCGCAGAUCGAGACUCUCUACCUCCCAUCCAGAAAAACUCCGCUGUCGUGGCGUUGGCAGAGAAAUAUGGUAUUUCACCUGCAAAUGUUCUUAUCAGCUUGCAAGUUUCCGAAGGCUGCUCAGUCUUACCUAAAUCAGUAACACCAAAACGUAUCGAAGAGAACCUCAAGGUCGUGCAGCUCAGUGAGGAGGAUAUCAAGUCGAUCGCAGAUGCUACCAAAGGUCAAAGGGCAAGAUACUGUGAUUUUAGUGAUAUCAUCGGCUAUAAAUAUUAUGAGGGUUUGGAUGACAGUGAUUGA